This is a messenger RNA of Poeciliopsis prolifica (blackstripe livebearer), 7778 nucleotides long. RefSeq names its product TAO kinase 2b (gene taok2b). The record is from RefSeq and is a predicted model, not a curated record. The transcript has 20 exons. Gene Ontology annotation, biological process: protein phosphorylation. The coding region runs from base 541 to 4017 and encodes 1158 amino acids. Gene Ontology annotation, molecular function: protein kinase activity; ATP binding. Lineage: Eukaryota; Metazoa; Chordata; Actinopteri; Cyprinodontiformes; Poeciliidae.
GCUCCCGCCCCGCUCCGCCAUCAUGAAGUCCUGAACAAAAAAACGGAUGAGAGCCGAGCAAAAAUGGGGAUAAAACGGAGCGGAGAGGCAGCUCGCCGACAGCGUUAGCUGAAAUGUCACUGCCAAUCGGAGUAGGGAGCGGAGUGGCGGGUUUUAAUGAGCCGGUCUCCCGCUGAACGACGUCCUCUAUCAGCUCCGGCCGUUGACGUUAUUCGGUUAGCCGCUGUGCUAACAGCAGCCCCGGAGCCUUGGCCCUGAUUAUUCUCCCCAUUUUCUGCGCUCGUGGGUUAGCUGGCGGGCGGCAGUCAGCUGGCUCCACUCAUGUCAAGUAGCAGAAAGCUACUGGGAGCACCGGGAUGGCCGGGGGUUUAGCGACAACCGCGACGGGCAGACGGAAUGUGGGCUGUUCGUGUUGAAUAGACACCAGAGCCGAGGAGGAGAAGGGAGGACAGGGGAGGGAGAAACCAAGAUUUUCCUGCCAGGCCAGUCAGCUAGCUCCAGGGCUAGCUACAGUGGAUCCCAACAACCACGGCGCUGGCCAUGCCGUCGAGUGUGCGGGCCGGGAGCCUGAAGGACCCGGAGGUGGCGGAGCUGUUCUGCAGGGAGGACCCCGAGAAGCUCUUCACCGACCUCAGGGAGAUCGGCCAUGGGAGCUUCGGCGCCGUCUACUUUGCCCACGACAUCCGCACCAAUGAGGUGGUGGCGAUCAAGAAGAUGUCCUACAGCGGCAAACAGUCCAAUGAGAAAUGGCAGGACAUCAUCAAGGAAGUGAAGUUCCUCCAGAAGCUGCGCCACCCGAACACGGUGGAGUACAGAGGCUGCUACCUGAGAGAGCACACUGCCUGGCUGGUGAUGGAGUACUGUUUGGGUUCAGCCUCCGACCUGCUAGAAGUCCACAAGAAACCCCUCCAAGAGGUGGAAAUAGCUGCCAUUACCCACGGUGCUUUGCAGGGACUGGUCUACCUUCACUCUCACAACAUGAUUCACAGGGAUGUGAAAGCAGGAAACAUCUUGCUAACAGAACCGGGUCAGGUCAAACUGGGAGACUUCGGCUCUGCUUCCAUUGUUGCUCCGGCCAACUCCUUCGUGGGAACACCUUACUGGAUGGCCCCUGAGGUGAUCCUCGCCAUGGACGAGGGACAGUACGACGGGAAGGUGGAUGUGUGGUCACUUGGCAUUACCUGCAUAGAGCUGGCGGAGAGGAAGCCGCCGCUGUUCAACAUGAAUGCUAUGAGUGCCUUAUACCACAUCGCCCAGAAUGAGAGCCCCGUGUUGCAGUCGAAUCACUGGUCGGAUUAUUUUCGCAAUUUUGUGGACUCCUGUUUGCAAAAGCUGGCGCAGGACAGACCUACCUCUGAUGUGCUGCUGAAGCACCAUUUCCUAUGCAGGGAGCGUCCCAUGACGGUGGUGAUGGAUCUGAUCGCGCGAACCAAGGACGCCGUCCGCGAGCUCGACAACCUGCAGUACCGCAAGAUGAAGAAAAUCCUGUUUCACGAGGCUCACAACGGUCCGGCACCGGAAGGAGGGGAUGAGGAAGAGGAUGUGGAAGGGUACAUGCUGCGCACCGGCACAGUGAACAGCAUGGAGAGCUCCCACUCCCUGCCCUCCAUGUCGAUCAGCGCCAGCUCCCAGAGCAGCUCCGUCAACAGCCUGGCCGACGGCUCGGACGACAGCGGCGAGAUGGCCAUGAUGCAGGAGGGCGAGCACACCGUCACCUCCAACAGCUCUGUCCUGCACAAACCUCUGAGCCACGACAACAUCUACGACGAUCCCUAUCAGCCAGAGGUCGACUCUCAACGAGAAGCUUCGUCUGGCGGCGGAGGAGGGGGAGGCGGUGGCAGACGGCGACGGCGAGACCACUUUGCCACCAUCAGAACCGCCUCGCUGGUGACCCGUCAGAUCCAGGAGCAUGAGCAGGGCUCGGCUCUUAGGGAGCAGAUGUCUGGGUAUAAACGGAUGCGGCGGCAGCAUCAGAAGCAGCUGAUGGGUCUGGAGAACAAGCUGAAAUCAGAGAUGGACGAGCACCAACUGAGGUUAGAUAAGGAGCUGGAGAACCAGAGGAACAAUUUCUCCAUGGAGCUGGAAAAACUGUCGAAGAAGCACCAGGGUGUCCUGGAGAAAGAGAUGAAGGCCGUCCUGACGGAGGAGAAGAAGUUCCAGCAGCACAUUCUGGGUCAGCAGAAGAAGGAGCUGACCAGCCUGCUGGAUUCCCAGAAGCGACAGUACCGACAGCGCAAAGAGCAGCUGAAAGAGGAACUGAACGAGAACCAGUCGACGCCAAAGCGAGAGAAGCAGGAAUGGCUGGUGCACCAGAAGGAGUGCAUGCAGCAGCUGCAGGCGGAGGAAGAAGCCGGCCUGCUACGGAGGCAGCGGCAGUAUUAUGAGCUGCAGAGCCGCCAGUACAAGAGGAAGAUGCUGCUCGGACGCCACAACCUGGAGCAGGAUCUGCUCAGAGAGGACCUGAACAAGAAGCAGACCCUGAAGGACCUGGAGUGCGCCAUGCUGCUGCGGCACCACGAGUCGACGCAGGAGCUGGAGUUCCGGCAGCUGGGCGUGGUGCAGCGGACGCGCGCCGACCUGAUCCGCACGCAGCACCAGACCGAGCUCACCAACCAGAUGGAGUACAACAAGCGGCGCGAGCAGGAGCUGCGGCAGAAACACGCCAUGGAGGUCCGCCAGCAGCCCAAAAGCCUCAAAUCCAAAGAGCUCCAGAUAAAGCGCCAGUUCCAGGACACCUGUAAGAUCCAGACCCGGCAGUACAAGGCCCUGCGGAACCACCUGCUGGAGAACACGCCCAAGUCGGAGCACAAGGCGGUUCUGAAGCGGCUGAAGGACGAGCAGACCCGGAAGCUGGCCAUCCUGGCCGAGCAGUACGACCACUCCAUCAACGACAUGCUGUCCACUCAGGCCCUGCGGCUGGACGAGACGCAGGAGGCGGAGUACAAGGUGCUGCGGAUGCAGCUGCAGCAGGAGCUGGAGCUGCUCAACGCCUAUCAGAGCAAAAUCAAGAUCCACACCGACACGCAGCACGAGAGGGAAGUGAAGGACCUGGAGCAGAGGGUGUCCAUCCGCCGCGCCCUGCUGGAGCAGAGGAUCGAGGAGGAGAUGUUGUCCCUGCAGAACGAGCGCUCUGAACGCAUCCGCACCCUGUUGGAGCGGCAGGCCAGCGAGAUCGAGGCCUUCGACUCGGAGAGCCUCCGCCUGGGCUUCAGCAACAUGGCGCUGACCGGCGUGCCCGGCGACGCCUACGCCAAGCAGGGCUACUCCAACGCCCAGCCGUCCGGCUCCCGCUCCGCCGGCCACUGGAGCCACGGCGUGCACCAGCAGAACAUGUCGUCGCAGCAGCUGUCCCGCCGCAGCCACAACAGCAGCAGCAGCAGCGGCAUCGGCAGCGGCGCCAGCGACCGGAGGAGCGAGUCGUCCUCCUCUUCCUCCCACGGUUUAGGGAUGGCUCUGGGGCACGGGCGGGACGGCAGGGACAUGCACCACUCAUCCCGCUCCUCCGCCUCCUCUUCCUCCUCCUCCUCCUCGUCUUCCUCCCACCACCAGCGCCACCACCUGCCGCAGCACUACCACCACCAGAGCACGCCGCAGCUCUACCGGGAGCGGGAGAGAGAGCGGGAGAAGGAGAGGGAGCGGGAGUGGGCCGGAGUGCGAGGCUCCGGCGGUGACCUGGCCCACCCACACCCCCUGCCCUUCUCCCAUCACCUCCCGUCUCGCUCCUCCUCCCAGUCCCUGGCCAUGCUUCCUCCUCCUCCACCGGCUCCACCCUCCAUCUCCGGCCCUUCGUCCUCCUCGUCUUCCUCUUCCUCAUCGCAAGGCGGGAUAUACGGAGGCGGAGGGCUGGCGGUUCGCGGUACCCCCAACCUGAUGGCCCUGAGGAACAGCCCCCAGCCGCUGAGGAGGACGGCGUCCGGCGGCGGGCCUGGAGGCGCCGGCGGCAGCGACGGCGUCCUGAGUCGAAGCACCUCGGUCACGUCGCACAUCUCCAACGGCUCCCACCUCUCCUACUCUUAGGAGGCUUCAGAGGUGCGGCAGCGAUGAAGGUGAAGGUGUCUAUCACAGGCUGCGUCUCUAUAGAUAGUUCCCACAAGACCCGACCAGAAGAAAGUUACCCCAGAAAGCCGCCAUAUUGGUAGGCAACCGGUCAACAGUAGUUGUGUUUCCAUUACAAAUGUGGGCACAAAUUUGUCGAUAUUAUGGUGAUAUUUAAUAAAACACAAUGUCACGACAGCGACGUUUCUCUUAAAUAUGAAAUUACAUUAAAAUAGACGUUCUAAUGACACAGCUUUUUCUGAACUGUGCGAUGCAAAAAAGCCCCAAAAUAAAUCCUCCUCCUACCGCUUUCUGUCGUCGUCUUCAACGUUUCCUCCAGUCAUAACAUCCAAUAUUCAUCACAAAAGUCGUCUGAUGCACAAAAUAUUUUCAUUGCAGUUUUCGAAAUACAUCUAUUUCAAUAAAGCAAAAAAAAAGUGUUUCUAGAAACAACCAAUCAGAGCUAAGAGGUGGGUCUUAGCAUUGUCAAUCAAGCUUGUGCGCGGAUUCUGUUUUUUUUUUGUUUUUUUUGCCUGAUUCUUCUGAGAAUCAGAAAAUGUCUAAAUUGCUUAAGCACCAUCUAGAUGGAAAUCUAGUCUAAAAUCUUAAUCUACAGGAUAAAUUUGGGACGGGCUAAAGCUCCAGUUUAGGUGCUUUAGCCUAAACUAGCUAACAAGAAAGAAAUCCUGUAACAAGAAAGAAACAUUUAUAAAAUUAUUUUCAUAUUCUAACUACAUAAUUGACAUAGAUUUAAGAAUGUUUAUUUAUUUGAAUUUUGACAAAGAUAGACACCAAAUUUUCUUUUGUUUGGCAGAAAUGUAUUUAUCUCCCCAUCUGAAAUGGCCAAUGGCGUCUUACAACUUCAUUUCAUUUCUUUUUGUUGGCCCUAAUCCUCUUCCAUAAUUACGGUUAUUGACUGACAUUGUCACAGUUUGCUUAAUUUUAGAAACCUUUGAAAUUAUCCUUACUGCUAAUGAAGUGACCAGAAACUUUCUGUUUCCUCUGGAUAUUAGCCAGCAGCUCUCAUUGAUGCUUAGCAGCGAACUUUGCUCACAUUCACAGGUCGUUUACUGUCUUAUCGCCUUUGCUUUUACGCCCUUGAAUCAAACGACCACCGUUCUCUUGUGCGCCAUCGCUGAAUCGGAAAGCUGCUUCCUGUACUAUCAAAAUGGCGGCGUGGCACCUGGAUGUAGGAGGUGUGACGUCAUGCGGGAACUAUCUAUACUCCGUUUGCCACCUUUCUCUGUCUUCUGGACAGAUUUCCACUCCUGGAACUGUUGAGAUGCAGAACUUUGUGCACAAAAAGCCCCAGAGGUCAUGAUGAAGGGGCAAACCGGGGUUACCGAGCUGCAUCCUGCCUCUUUAGACUCAGGGUGGGUAGACAGGUUUUCUCCCAUUCUCACGGAUAUAACAAGGGGAGGAAUGUAACCACCUGUGUCACCACUGGAUGACGGUGGUGCUAGACGUUUCUGUUCAGUGUUUUUAUCUCUGUCACAGUAUGAAAAUGUCAGGCAGGAUGUGAACGUUUGGCCUUUGCUUCCUCCUGCGGCUGCAGAGGCAGCAGCCGCGUCUCAGGGUUCCUACACAGCCUGGAGAUUAUUUUUAUGGAGAUUAGCGAUGGAAAGGUUUGGGAACAUAUGAAGAAAUAAGAGUAUGGAAAGAUAUUUGUAUUUAUUCCAUAUUCCAUUGUUGAAUCAAGGUUGCAUCAUACAAUCAUCUUCCAUUUCUUUCAUUUGUUUUCAUCCGUUCUUGUUUUCCAUUCUUCCUUAUUCCUUCUUUCCUCUGUUCAUUCAUUUCUCUUCCUUCCAUUUUUCAUUUUUCUUCCGUUCUUCCUUCCACUACUCCUUUCUUCCUCUCUUCAUUUAAUUGUUUUUCUUCUUGCUUUCCUUCCUUCCUUCCACGUAUUAAUUUCUGUUGAUACUUCUGAGCAGAAACGGACUGAGGACUCUUGAAUCUGCGUUGGGAUUUAGCUGAACGCUGUGUAGAAACCCUGCUGUCUGUCUUCUUCUAUGAUGUUCUGUUCUGGAAUGGAGAAAGAAAGAAGACACAGGAGGACAAAAAGGAAGAUGCUUUUGUUUUGUGUCCAGAUGCUGAAAUGAAAAUCAAAGACGAAAUUCAGAAAACAUUUUUAAACUGCUGUUAUUUUGUUGUUGUUUUUUUGUAUUUUUUUUUUUUAACUGUGUAGAAACACAAAAACAAUUUGCUUGGAACGUCACCAAUGCCUUCACGGGGUUCUUAAAGGGAUGUUGUGCCAUCCACUUUUUAUUGUUGUUGUUAUUCUUAUUAAUAUUAAUUUAUUUAAUGACUGAACUGAAAACACAGAAUGUUUGUAAAGUAAAGAGACUCUUCCAAAAACGCAGCGUGGACGAGGAACGUGUAUAAAAGCAAAGCUUUCUGAUGACAUACUGAAUAUCUCAAUAUAAGUGUCACUCCAGUGCAUGACAUAGAUGUACAUAAAAUAGAAAAAAACAUGAUCAAACACAUUGAACAGUACUGUAUCCGUCCCAGUUUACCGCAUUUAGAAUCACUUGUCUCAGUUUUUCUUAUUUUUAACCUUUUUCUGUAGAUAUUUAUGGUAAUAUUAAGAACAGAAAUCGUUUGGUUUUAUAGAUGAACAAAGACAAUGAUAGUAAUUUUUUUAUAUACUCCCAAAGUUGAGCUGCAGCUGCAUUUUUUUUCUAUAGGUGUCGAUAUUACCAUAACUAAUCCUGGUGUAAUUGUUGUCGUGAUCAUGUUCACGUUUUUUCUUGCGAGAAGCAAAAAGGGGCCCACUGUUUACUGUAAGAACAUAGAACUAUAACAAUAGCUGAUGAAUCUGUUGUCAGGUGUGGUGUGUCUAAGACAUCAAUGACUAUUAAUAAGGGGAUCGUUAAUAACUGUUAAUGAUUUAUGUACGUGUGUCGAGCGGUAAAGUCUAGUUAUAAUGCCACUUUCUUUUUAUAAAAAAAAAAAAUUAAGAUAAAAUGACACUCCAAGCAAGCCACCCCGCCUGACCUCUGACCCCCUUCCUUUGGACUCUCUUUGGAGAAAAACCACAAUAAAAAUAAAGAAUCUAUAUAUAUAGAUAUUUAUAUAUAUAUAGGCCACUGGAAUGUAAACACUGGUUUACUUUUCGUUUUGGUUUCUUGGGUUUUGCGAGGAUCAAACUGCCGAAGGAUGCAGCAUGCAGGCAGUGGACAGAAAGACGGAGGGAUGACGGGACGGGCCCCCGACUGAGCUGCUGUGGCCCCCAGAGCCCUCACAGCAGCCCGUCUGAAGCAAUCAGUGUUCACGCAAAGGGUUUUAUUUACUACUCUGGGCAUGAUGCUCUUUUUUCUUUUUUUUUUUUUUUUGUUUUUGGAGGAGGAGGAAGAUAAUCACCCUGCAGUUUGUAUGACUCAGAAACACCAGCUCAAGACAACGCCCCUCUGUGUAACACUAAUACUUUAUGCUCGGUUGGAAUCUCAGUGCAUGCGUAAACUCCUUGUAAAAACUAAGAUUGUGGGCUUUGGGACGGCGUGGACGUCGAUGUGGUUGCUUGUUCGCCUCUCGCUUCGGAAAAGGACGACGCAGGCUCAUUGGGUCGAGGUGUUUUGGGGGCGUCGGGGGUUUUAUGGGGUGGGGAAGGGGUGAGACUAAUCACUGGACAUAAGCUUGAGGAGGGAACACAAGAUGGGAUGAUGUGUGUCGUUGGAAAUGGGAAACAAGGGGUGGAUUUAAAAAAUGAUUUAAAAAAAGAUAAUAAAUUGAUAUUAACACAUUAA